Molecule: messenger RNA, 429 nt
Organism: Alternaria incomplexa
Lineage: Eukaryota; Fungi; Ascomycota; Dothideomycetes; Pleosporales; Pleosporaceae
Exons: 2
Coding region: 1-429 (142 amino acids)
Source: RefSeq, a predicted model, not a curated record
AUGAUGAAAUCGGAAGCUGAGAGCUCAGGCGCAGGGGACACCGACGAAGAAGACCCCGAAGCGCUGCUCGAAGAAGUGAAAGCAGAUCAAGCUAAAGAAGAAGAAAAGGUCAAGGCCGCCGCCGAAAAGCUUGGGGACACAGAGCGCAGAGUGGGUGACAUACGCGGAAAGUGGCAUCUCUACUCCGCGCAAUGGGUGGAAGAAUAUGCAAGCAAGGAGGGCCAAGACCUCGAAGAUACCGACUGGACCGACGGUGUCGGAAGUAUCGAGUUUGGAAAGCACCUCAUCGUCGAAGAUCUCGGUCCCUAUGCUGGCGAUAUGGGCAUGCAACUCGAGAUCUUCGGUGGGCCUGUAGACGCCCAGGCGACCAGUUUCGACAAAACCAAAAUAUACAUCCACGUGUCCCGAAAGCGUCCAGCUCUUCGAUGA